Thermochaetoides thermophila DSM 1495 is the source of this 1125-nucleotide messenger RNA. RefSeq lists its product as uncharacterized. Gene Ontology annotation, molecular function: alkylated DNA binding; DNA-7-methylguanine glycosylase activity; DNA-3-methyladenine glycosylase activity. The record is from RefSeq and is a predicted model, not a curated record. Lineage: Eukaryota; Fungi; Ascomycota; Sordariomycetes; Sordariales; Chaetomiaceae. Gene Ontology annotation, biological process: base-excision repair; base-excision repair, AP site formation; DNA alkylation repair. The transcript has a single exon. Gene Ontology annotation, cellular component: nucleus; protein-DNA complex. The coding region runs from base 1 to 1125 and encodes 374 amino acids.
AUGGCAACACGGAGAUCAGCUCGUCUUGCUGCCUUAGCCAGCACAAAGGCUACGGCUCCAGCCCCUCCUUCAGCUCCCGCAGCAUCACGGAAGCGAAAGGCUUCCCAAACAGUCUCAGAAGAUGCCGAUGGCGCACCUUCUACACCACGCCGGCGGCGUGCUAUCAAGAAUGAGCAGACCGUCGGCCCCUUAGGAGCACCCACUCCAGCCGCAGUGAAACUCAUGACGGACGGGACCUGCUCUCACAACACAUCGACCCCGUCCUCGAAGCCCAAGCCCGCGUCCAUCACCCGUCUUGCCGACCCCAACCGCACCAACGCCGUCCUCCGCUCACCCAACACCUCCCGCAUAAUUACCUCCUCCCCAGUGUCUAGUCCCGCAAAGUCCAAACUCAGCCAGAGCGUCGCCCCCUCACCAACCCAAGCACCCUCCUCAACAGUUGGAGCCAUCACGACAACCGAGAACAUCCUCCAAAAAGCCGUCGACCACCUCAUCAGCGUUGAGCCCCGUCUCAAACCCCUCAUCGACAAGUAUCCUUGUCGACUAUUCUCCCCUGAGGGUUUCGCUGAGCAAGUAGAUCCGUUUGAAGCCCUAGCAAGCAGUAUCAUCGCCCAACAAGUCAGCGGCGCAGCCGCGAAAAGUAUCAAGGCGAAGUUCAUCGCGCUGUUUAAACCGUCCAACUCUGAUGGCGACGCUUCUCAGCCUCAACUCUGGGACGAGGACCAAGCCCAGCCCCCAUCCCAGUCUCAACAACCCUUCCUUUCCCGAUAUUUCCCCUCCCCAGCGCAGGUGGCAGCCACCCCGCUAGAGACUCUCCGCACGGCCGGUUUAUCUCAACGCAAAGCGGAAUACCUCCACUCCCUCUCACAAGCCUUCCUCUCCGGCACCCUGUCAACCACAACCCUCGCCUCAGCCCCCGACGAAGAACUCAUUACUCUUUUAACCUCACUCCGCGGGAUAGGCCGCUGGACAGCUGAAAUGUUCGCCGUGUUUGCGUUGAAGAGGAUGGAUGUGUUUUCGACGGGGGAUUUGGGGGUUCAGAGGGGGUUGGCGAGAUUCAUGGGGAAGGAUGUGGGGAGGUUGAGGAAUGGAGGGGGGGAAAGAAAGGGAAGUGGAAGUAUAUGA